Pochonia chlamydosporia 170 is the source of this 243-nucleotide messenger RNA. RefSeq lists its product as hypothetical. The record is from RefSeq and is a predicted model, not a curated record. NCBI's taxonomy places the organism in Eukaryota, Fungi, Ascomycota, Sordariomycetes, Hypocreales, Clavicipitaceae. The transcript is spliced from 2 exons. The coding region runs from base 1 to 243 and encodes 80 amino acids.
AUGACUCAAUCACAAGACUCUACCGCUGCACCAUCUUCAACCGGAGCUGUAUCGGCUGCGCAUAAGCCUGACCACACGUACUCAAACCACGGAAUGUCCUCAGGCGCACAGAACUCUGGGAACGAUCGCAUGUCGUAUCUGUACGACCGCGGUCCGGGCUCUGCGCCGCAAGAUGUGGCCGCCCGCCAGGCACGCAUUCUGGCCGAGAUACGGUCUGCUGAGGCUAUGUUUAGCCGACGCUGA